CUGAUGGCAGAGGUCUGCACCCACACCCUUUUUGGUGACUGAGGUCUGAGAGAAAGGGGGAGUGGGUGCUGAGUGAGGUUGCCAUGGUAAUGGGGCUAUUUGGGGAGUUAAGAUUAGGACCCGUGUCUGCAGACGACUGAGCCGGGUGUAGAAAAAGCCCCAAUGGGCUGACAAGGGACAGAAGACACCAGGCAGGCCAGAGUGCCUGGCUAGUGGUCCAGGUAGCUGGCUACAAGACAGGCAUACAAGGUGAAGGGCUUGGCUUUCGCCAAGGUCUGGACUCAGGCUGGAAGGUUAAUCCCAGGCUGAGGACUCCCUCUGGGCACAUUGUGAGGGGGAGCCCCAGCAUCAUUGUGACCCGCUUACCCCCAAAGCCUCUGGGACAGGCAGGCUGGGUACUGGGGCACAGUGGGCUGGGGGCCUAGGGGCCCUGGUGGCCCUAGGGACCCCCAUGGCCAUGGCUGAGCAGCCAUGGCCCAGGUGUGACUCAUAUCAUAGCCCCAACACCAACAGCUGUCAGGACCUGGGCAACUCCAUCCUGUUGCUGCUGGGCCUCAUCAUCUGCAUUAACAUUGGCAUCAAUCUGGUGACGCUGCUCUGGCGCAGACUUCGUGUCUUCUUACACCACAUGUUCUGCCAUAUGGUUUGUGACAAAGAAGCUUCUAAAUUAUCCUCACGGGAAAAGACCUCGCCCCCAAAGCAGAGCUCCCCUGAAGUCCACCUUAGAUGCACCAUGGACCCUUUGAAAAUGACCCUGACACCCCCACCCGCUCGCCGCCUUCGCCAUCGAGGCUCAUCAGCACGCUGUGCCCACCACCCAAAAGCCUGGGCACCUGACACUGACGAUGAGGAGAAGGCCCCUCAUCAGCAUCCAGCAGUCUACUCCCACAACUGGGAUGACCCCUCAGACUGGGAAGGCUUCCAAUCCACCCAGGGGUUCUGGGCUCCCUGGGCCCAAGACUCUGUGGAGCUGCCUCCCCAGACCAUUCGUUUCCAGCAGACCAUAGAGGGAAGCCCCCUCAAAAGAGAGAUUCGGUCAGAACUGGACCUAGAGGCCUAUGUAUACCCUGUGAAUCCCCCGCCCCCCAGCCCUCAGGUCCCGAACCGUAAGAACAGUGGAGGGGGGACAAGGACCCAGGGGGAGCAGGAGCAGUGCUCCCCUGACCCCCCAGCUCCACCACCGAUCAAGGGUCCAGCAUGUGUCCCAGAUAUCCCUCGGCACCCCUCCUUAGCCCACAUAACAUAUGAUGCCCGUGAUGUGAGGCGGCGGCUUCGGGAGCUGACCCGGGAGGUGGAGGCUCUGUCCCACUGUUACCCCAUGGCCUCCAGAUCCAGUACUGCUGAGGGGAUGGGCAAGGACUGGGUAUACCAUCCCCUGACAGAGAGGUGACUAGGAGAAUAAUAAAAAAAAAAAAGAAAGAAAGAAAAAAAAGGAGGUGGUUUGUGGUGGAGUGGAGGGUGG
Molecule: messenger RNA, 1462 nt
Organism: Phyllostomus discolor (pale spear-nosed bat)
Lineage: Eukaryota; Metazoa; Chordata; Mammalia; Chiroptera; Phyllostomidae
Gene: SPEM1
Product: spermatid maturation 1
Exons: 3
Coding region: 452-1390 (312 amino acids)
Biological process (GO): flagellated sperm motility; sperm individualization
Cellular component (GO): cytoplasm
Source: RefSeq, a predicted model, not a curated record